AUGGAAGAAUAUUUGGAAGCUACAAGUUACCAAUGCAACAAAGGUUUUCUUAGGAGGGCAGGAAGUGAUAUUCUUCCCACCAAGAGUAACAUUGCAAAACGUGGAGUAGUGAAAGAGGAAACGUGUAUGCUCUGUUGUAGUGAGAGGGAGACAGUAGCACACAUCUUAUGGUCAUGUUUGUUGGCACAUGAUGCUUGGAGUGUUAGUGGACGGAAUUUCCAGAAGAGUUUGUGUGAGGCUAUGAACUUCAUUGACAUUAUAGAUUACUUGUUUCAACACUGCAGCAGAGAGGAUAUGGAUUUAUUUGCUACCACUACUAGAAAUAUAUGGAACAGACAUAUAUUUUUUCUUCACGGAGGCCCUUUCCAUCAUCCUAAUUAUGUUGCUAAAGAAGCAGCUCUUUCGGUGCAGCAAUACUGGAAUGUUGCUUUAACUAGGGAAAAUGAGAGCAGGCCUACGGGUGAAAUGGCACAAGUACACUGGACACCUCCUCCACAAAAUUUGUUUAAAGAAAAUUGGGAUAUAGCUCAGUGCAAAGAAAAACAGCGAAUAGGGAUCGGGAUUAUCAUAAGAGAUUUCAAGGGUCUCGUAUGUGCAGCUCUAAGUCAAACAAUAGAGAUCUACACCGAGGUUGCAACUGCAGAAGCCAUGGGAGCACUAAGAGUGAUAGAAUUCUGCAAGGAUAUAGGGAUACAAGAGGUGAUUUUUGAAGGUGAUGCUGAGGUGGUCGUAAAAGCCAUUAAUAAACAUGACUCUACGUUGUGCUGA
Molecule: messenger RNA, 768 nt
Organism: Corylus avellana
Lineage: Eukaryota; Viridiplantae; Streptophyta; Magnoliopsida; Fagales; Betulaceae
Source: RefSeq, a predicted model, not a curated record